AUGUCGUCCUCACCAACAGACUCGGUCAGCAUCUCCACAUCGCCAUCGCCAUCGCUGGGAAAACAAUUCAGUUUUUCUUAUUUGUUAUCAUUGAAUGCCAUAACAUGUGGUCUAGAGCUAUGUACUUCAGCAGCUUUCAGUUAUGUUCCACCGAUGUUGCUGAAAGCGGGGUUCUCGGAAUUCGCAAUGAGUUUUGUAAUGGGACUUGGACCCGUCUUCGCUCUCUUUGUUGUGCCGUUCCUGGGUGUUCUCAGUGAUAGAUGUACGAGUCAAUAUGGAAGAAGACGACCUUUCAUUUUUUACUUAUCGUUAGGGACUAUUUUAACAUUGGUGUUAAUUGCUAAUGGACACAAUAUCGGCAUGAUCAAUCUAGCAAUUGCUGUGAUUAUUUUAGAUUUUUGCACUCAGGCAUGUUACACACCCUUUGAAGCUUUGUUGUCAGACUCUUGUAAAAAUUCUCAUCAGCAUAACAGAAGCUUUAUGGUGUUUUCUUUUAUGACAAGUGUAGGUGGCUGCUUUGGCUACUGGCUAACUUCCAUUGAUUGGGAGAGGACGGCAUUCAGACAAUAUUUUGAUAGACAGGAACAUGCUGUGUUUGCUAUAUUGUUAAUUACAUUUACAACCUCAGCUGUUCUGUCCUUGUCCUUAGCAAGGGACACCCCUGUAUCACGGAAACCUUCGUUGUCUUCUCUGAAAACCAAUGGAAUGCUGCAGAUGGAUUCCCCUGCUGAGAAACAGAAGGACUCUGUAAUGAAUGGGGAUGCGGUGUUCAGUGUUUUGAUAUCAGACGGCUCAGAACUGCAGGGAAGGAAUCCUAUUCACAAUUUAGUCAAAACAAGGACUAAAGUGACACAGUACAAGUUCUGCAUUGAAAUCUUGCAUCGAUUUAUUCCUGGUUUUUUAUGUGACAAUGUGUUCAGUUUGUACAGUAGUAUUGUCACAAUGCCUUCUGUGUUAACCAAAUUAUGGAUUGCCCAUUUUACCACUUGCACCGCUGUGAUGGGAUUCAAAAUAUUUUUCACUGAUUUUGUUGGUGCUGCUAUUUAUGGUGGACAUCCUGAUGUUGCAGAGGGAACACAUUUACAAUAUAUUUACGACUCUGGUGUACGUAUGGGAAGCUGGGGAUUACUGCUUCACGGUCUAACAUCAUCCAUUUACGCAGUCUGCUUAGAAUCAUUAGUGAAUGUUAUUGGAACAAAAAGGACAUACAUAUUUGGUAUGGUGACAUUUACAAUUGCUACGUCCAUGAUGGUUUUCACAAAAAAUGUUGGCACAAUACUUUGGUUGUCUGCCAUUACUGGAUGCUCGUAUGCUACGAUAACCGCUCUGCCGUACACUGUCCUCAGCUCCUACCAUGGGAAUAUUCAGAAAUAUUACCCUGAUCUAAGUACAGAAGAUACGAGUCUCCAUGGCAAAGGAGUGGACGUAGCACUUCUGGAUAGUGCAUACUUUUUAUCAGAGACUGCAGCAGCGUUUUUAUUUGGUUCUGUUGUACAGUUGACAGGGUCCACUGUAAUGUACAUUCUAUGUUCGGCAAUAUUUGGUUUCAUUAGCUGCUUUUAUCUUUUCAGGAUUCAAUACUAAUUUAUUUGUAAAUAUUCAAAUAUCAGUAAAUUAUAUAUUUAUACUUUUUUUUUUUUUAUAGUUAUGAACUGUAUUUAAAAUGACAAAAGAUAGUCAUUGUUGAUAUUGAAAGCUUAACUGUUCCGGAGUUAAAACUUCAAAAUUUUAUUUCUGUAAAGAUUAAUGUCUAAAAAAAGUUUUAAAACAAAGUUCAUUCAGGUAUUUAUGAAUCUGCAUGUUUGUCAACGUUUCAAGUAAAGUCCAUCUAACCCUUUCUGAAAACUCAAAACAAGUUGUCCAAGCUUUAUAAGAAUUGUGCUGAUGUCCAAGCUGGAAGGAUAAAAGAAGCGACAAAAGCAGUAGGAGGGAGCAUAUGUCUUCAUCUUGAAAAAAUAGUUUUAACAG
This is a messenger RNA of Saccoglossus kowalevskii, 1968 nucleotides long. RefSeq names its product solute carrier family 45 member 3-like. Lineage: Eukaryota; Metazoa; Hemichordata; Enteropneusta; Harrimaniidae. Gene Ontology annotation, cellular component: membrane. Gene Ontology annotation, molecular function: sucrose:proton symporter activity. The record is from RefSeq and is a predicted model, not a curated record.